Messenger RNA from Neltuma alba, 795 nucleotides. RefSeq names its product dof zinc finger protein DOF3.5-like. The record is from RefSeq and is a predicted model, not a curated record. NCBI's taxonomy places the organism in Eukaryota, Viridiplantae, Streptophyta, Magnoliopsida, Fabales, Fabaceae. The coding region runs from base 1 to 795 and encodes 264 amino acids. Gene Ontology annotation, biological process: regulation of DNA-templated transcription. The transcript has a single exon. Gene Ontology annotation, molecular function: DNA binding; DNA-binding transcription factor activity.
AUGGAGAGAGGGUGGAAGCAUAAUUCGGAGAUAUCACCGAACUGUCCCAGGUGUGGGUCUUGCAACACCAAGUUCUGCUAUUACAAUAACUACAGCUUAACUCAACCUCGCUACUUUUGUAAAGGCUGCAGAAGGUACUGGACCAAAGGAGGAUCCCUCCGCAACGUCCCCGUUGGUGGCGGCUGCCGGAAAACCAGGCGCCACACUAGCAAGACUUUAAGAGUGAACUCAUCAGCCUUGCCUUCACCAAAUGCUGCUGCUGUUUCAUCUUCUAGCUCCUCAUCACCGGCCUCUGAUCAUGCUCCACAUAUUGAUAUUGCACUCAUUUAUGCCAAUUUUCUCAAUCAAAACCCAGAUUCAAGUGACCAGGAGCCGCAUCAUCAGUUUAUGAAGACACUAGGUUUUGAUCCUUGCGUAGAGUAUUCGAGUCUGUCCGACAUAGUUUUUGGUCUUUCUGAACCAUCCACAAUAGAAUCCCAUUUCAACAUUGCUGCGGGUCAUCAUCUAGGUGGGUUAUUCAACUCCAUGCAGGAGCAUAAGGGAGAGAGAAUAAUUGGCAGUAGCGAUUUUGAGCUGCCACCAUUGCCGGGUGAAGAGGUCGCCUCGCAGUAUGAUAUGAUGAUGUGGUCCGAAUCUCAUGAUGAGAUGAUGGUCGUAAACCAGGCGCCACUUGGAACUCAUCAACCUCAUGUAGAUGGUAACUGGGGACCUUUUCAUUACUCAACCAAUGUUCUUUUCCCGGCCUUUGAUUAUACAUUUGUAUCUCUUCAUUCUUGCCUUGUUUCAAGUCAUUAA